Messenger RNA from Pseudophryne corroboree (corroboree frog), 2858 nucleotides. It is a transcript of the gene ACP7, whose product is annotated as acid phosphatase 7, tartrate resistant (putative). Gene Ontology annotation, molecular function: acid phosphatase activity; metal ion binding. The record is from RefSeq and is a predicted model, not a curated record. The transcript is spliced from 14 exons. The coding region runs from base 150 to 1436 and encodes 428 amino acids. Lineage: Eukaryota; Metazoa; Chordata; Amphibia; Anura; Myobatrachidae.
CUUCCUAAGACAGUCCCCUUUGUUUUGUUUCCGGCUUCUCCAGGGCUCUGUAUAAAGGUCUAUUUUCUUGCUGGUCAUUUACAUGACCCUGUGCUGAAGAAGCAGCUGGUCCCCCCCAUCCAGAGGUUACUACAGACCCCAUUCUCAGCAUGUGGAUGACUAUUAUUCCCCUCUGUGGGCUCGUCCUGUGUGUGACCUCCGCUAACAUUGCCUGGUACCAACCUGAACAGGUGCACCUGUCAUACACAGGCCUCCCAGCAUCUAUGACUGUGACGUGGACGACCUUCAGCUGGACUCCCUCUGUAGUAGAGUUCAGUCCUCUGCCAGGACCCCUCUCCUUUAAUCUUACUGCUUACGGUGAUAGCACCAUAUUUGUGGAUGGAGGCUCGAAGCGUAGAAAGAUGUUCAUCCAUCGCGUUACUCUGGAAAACCUGAAUCCUGGCCAGAGAUAUGUGUAUCACUGCGGCAGUUCCCUUGGCUGGAGCCCCCAGUUCUAUUUCGAUGUACUGAGAAGCGAUCCUUCUUGGGGACCACGUCUUGCUGUGUUUGGGGACAUGGGAAAUGAGAAUGCUCAGUCCUUGUCACGGCUCCAAAAGGACACACAGAUGGACAUGUAUGAUGCUGUACUUCACGUCGGAGAUUUUGCAUAUGAUAUGGACAAGGAUGAUGCUCAAGUGGGUGACGAGUUUAUGCGCCAGAUUGAGUCGGUGGCGGCAUAUGUACCAUACAUGACAUGUCCUGGAAACCAUGAAGAGGCAUAUAACUUCUCCAAUUACCGUAACCGUUUUUCCAUGCCGGGAGAGACAGAGGGUCUGUGGUACAGCUGGGACCUAGGACCUGCUCACAUCAUCUCAUUCUCCACUGAGGUGUAUUUCUACCUGAAAUAUGGGCAGGAGCUGGUGGGGCAGCAGUAUGCAUGGCUGCAGAAAGACCUUCAGGAAGCCAGCAGCCAGGCUCGUCGUUCUGAGCGUCCGUGGAUCAUCACAAUGGGACAUCGCCCCAUGUACUGCACCAAUUUCGAUGGUGAUGACUGUGUCAAAAUUGACAGCACGAUACGCACAGGAUUUCCUGGAGGACAAUAUGCAUUGGAGGAGUUGUUUUUUAAAUACGGGGUGGACCUAGAGAUCUGGGCACAUGAGCAUUCCUACGAGCGUCUGUGGCCCGUAUACAACUGUACGGUUUAUAACGGAUCUGCUGAUGCUCCAUAUACCAAUCCCCAGGCUCCAGUCCACAUAACCACAGGAUCUGCGGGCUGUAGUGAGAGGCUGGACCCCUUCUUUCCACUGCACCAGAACUGGAGCGCAGUGAGGAUUGAUGAUUAUGGCUAUACACGUAUUGACAUAGCGAACAAGACCCACAUCCACAUCCAGCAGGUCUCAGAUGAUCAGGAUGGUGACAUCGUCGAUGACAUAUGGCUGAUUAAGGACAAGCGGUGAACACACAGACCCCCUAUUGAUUCUAUAUUUGGAUCUUCUAUAGCACCACGUCUAUAACAUGUCCUCAGAAUGAUUGCUUUAUUUAUACUACCCUGGAAUUAUCACAUGAUGCCUAUGAAUCUGCUGCUGACCUCCAUGUGUUCCCUGGCUCACUGUGGUAACUAUGCCUAGAAGUGCUUUUGUGGUGAGUAAUCCAGGACAGACAGCACUGCAAGCCACUGAGAACGUCUACACGUUGCGCUGUCAUUGCAGGAGACUUGUCUUGAUGUCGCUAACCUGAACUGUGAUCCGUAUUCUCAAGGGGACGCGUCCAUGACAGCUGACACUCACCAGAUACUCAUAUCGCUGGAAAAAUACACAGCUAUACAUUGCCUGUAGACCUGAUCACAUUGAUUGCUACAAAGAAUGUGUUACCAAGGCUUGUACUGGCCAAUGAACUUACCAGGAGGUCCUAUAAUGAGCCCAAAUCCUAAAUGGCCUAUGUGAUUUUCUAAGGGUUCCCAAGUGCCCUGGUUUUCCCACAGUACCUAUAGUAUUUUGCCAUCACCAACUUCACAGGACAUGCUGGAAUAUAUUUUGUUUUGCCUUAUUUGGUCCCUUAAAUAACUAUGGGGUGGAUUUUAUGGUCUGAGCAAACUUAAGCUCACAUGGGUGUUAUUUUACAAUUGUGAGACAUUUAAAUGUAUACAUCUAUCUAUUGUGUUUAAAACCUGAGCUAUAUCUUAAUAAUUGUGCUUUAUUCGUCCGCUCCUUUACCUAAUCACGGGAUCUAUGGCCAUAUACUCACUGUCAAAUAUGUAAUAGAUAAUUGGCUGUUAGAUAUGUAAUAGAUAGUGUCGGACUGGGACAAGAAGGGCCCACCGGGGAAAUGCAGUGGUAGGGGCCCAUGCUUAAGGGUGUGGCCAGGCAAUAGUGGAGGUGUGGCCAACCACCAAAGAGACCCGGCUAACCGCUAGAGAGUGCAUGGGCUGGGCCCAUAGUCCUGUGCUGUAUAAGGUAACAUGUAUAAUGUUUAAUUAAAGCGCACUAGGAUAAUGUCUGGAACCUAAUCCCUAGAGGAGGAGAUGGCCCCACAGGCAGUGGGGCCCACCGGUGGUUUCCCCUGUGGGCCAGUCUGACCCUGGCUGUAACUCCUGAUUGGUGCAGUCCUUUCAUGAGGCCAGAAUUUAUCCUCUUUUAUUGUUUUUAAAUCCUGGGAUGCUUUGUAACCGAUUUGAUCAAUUAUCUUAUUUAUUUUCUGAUUGUAGGGAAAAAAAAUAGCUUUUCCGUUAAUUUUCCCAUUACACUCCCAAUUACAGAAUGCUAAGCUGUUCACCUUAAUUACCAGCUCAUUCUCUUGGGUGUAAUGCUGCUCAGUAAUCAUACUUUAUGCCAGGCAUGUCCAAACUGCGGCCCUCCAGCUGUUGUGAAACUACAUAUCCC